AUGUCCAAACGAAUUUACUUUGUGGCCCACGGCGGCCGUGUUCAAGGCGUCGGUUUCCGCUACUUUACGCAAAAACGAGGAACAGAGUACGGGCUCACGGGAUGGUGUCGCAACACGGAUGACAACAAGGUGGAAGGCGAGGCGCAAGGACCCGAAGACGUGCUGAAGAAGUUCUUCCAAGACGUCGACCAGGGCCCGCGCUCUGCCAAGGUCGUCAAGCUGGACCAGACGGAGAGGGACGUCGUCGACGGAGAGAAGGACUUUCAGGUGCGCUGA
This is a messenger RNA of Verticillium nonalfalfae, 276 nucleotides long. RefSeq lists its product as uncharacterized. Gene Ontology annotation, molecular function: acylphosphatase activity. The coding region runs from base 1 to 276 and encodes 91 amino acids. The record is from RefSeq and is a predicted model, not a curated record. The transcript is spliced from 4 exons. NCBI's taxonomy places the organism in Eukaryota, Fungi, Ascomycota, Sordariomycetes, Glomerellales, Plectosphaerellaceae.